CGCAUCCGCUGGCGGCGUGGGCGCCGGGCGGUCCGCGGGGCGAUAAGAACGGGGCGGGCGGCAGCGCUGGGUUGCGGAUUGCCGGGGACAGGAGGGGGAGAGAGACCAAGGUUAAAGCGCCCGCUCCGCUAUGGCCGAGACGAUCGCGGACACGCGGCGGCUGAUCAGCAAGCCGCAGAACCUUAAUGACGCCUACGGGCCGCCCAGCAACUUCCUGGAGAUCGACGUGGGGAAUCCGCAGACCGUGGGGGUGGGGCGCGGCCGCUUCACCACCUACGAGAUCCGCGUCAAGACAAAUCUACCUAUCUUUAAGUUGAAAGAAUCUACAGUCAGAAGAAGAUACAGUGACUUUGAAUGGCUAAGGAAUGAACUGGAAAGAGAAAGUAAGGUUGUGGUACCGCCUCUACCAGGAAAAGCUCUUCUCCGUCAGCUCCCUUUCCGAGGGGAUGAUGGAAUAUUUGAUGAUUCCUUUAUAGAGGAAAGAAAGCAGGCACUUGAACAAUUCAUAAACAAGGUUGCAGGCCACCCACUGGCACAGAACGAACGCUGUCUUCACAUGUUCUUACAAGAUGAAGUAAUAGACAAAAACUACACACCAUCCAAAAUAAGACAUACUUGAGUUCUGAAACAGUCUUCUCAAACAUUAGUGGUUCUUAUGCUUGGUUUUAAGAGGCUGUAGUUUUUCUUAGCAUGCUGAGGAUAAACAGGCACAAAGUCUCCACUAACAUCACUACACUGCUUGGUCUUUGCAUAUGCUUUAUAGCAUUGAAGAAUUCACUUGUCUUCUAGCUAAAUCCCUCUGAAUCUUUGAUUUAAAAGUAUUAUGAGACCAUCCACCCCUUCCAAUGUCUCACAGAUCUUUCCACUCUUAUUUGCAGUGACUUAAUGUUUACUGACUUGGCCUUACUUGAACUUGCACAGUUGUAGUGUCACAUGUUCACUUGUAUCUGACUGAACUGCUAUGCUCUUUCUGAAGUAGUCAACUGUCUGAACUUCUGUAGAAAGACUGCUUUAUUUCUGAUACCCUGUGUGAGAAACACUUAUGCAAUUGUCUUCAAGCUUGUAAAACACUUUAUACUGAAGUAAUGAGGGAUUUAUCUUUAUAUUCUGUAAGAGGGGGGGAAAAAUCAAAUUUAUAUAUGAAAGUAACUUGUCUAAAGUUUUGAAAUAAAAGUGAAAAUGCACUUCAUCUGUUUUGUCCAUCUUGACCU
This is a messenger RNA of Cuculus canorus (common cuckoo), 1211 nucleotides long. It is a transcript of the gene SNX3, whose product is annotated as sorting nexin 3. Bases 131 to 619 code for a protein of 162 amino acids. The transcript has 4 exons. Gene Ontology annotation, biological process: endocytic recycling; late endosome to Golgi transport. The record is from RefSeq and is a predicted model, not a curated record. Gene Ontology annotation, cellular component: retromer complex; early endosome membrane. Gene Ontology annotation, molecular function: phosphatidylinositol-3-phosphate binding. NCBI's taxonomy places the organism in Eukaryota, Metazoa, Chordata, Aves, Cuculiformes, Cuculidae.